CUCCUUCCCUUCGUUGCUGCCCGCUUCAUCAUCUUCUUCUCUUGAGUAACUCAAACGUAGCACUUUUCUAUUUGCUUUGAAGUUAACUGCGACAGUCUUUUUGACAGACAACAACCUUACCUACUCACAUACACGCGCGCGGUAAUAGAGAUCCGGUCUCAUUUGCAAUUGAAAACCAGCAAACAAGCACCCAGCCUGCUGAACACCACCUAGGCAAUUCCAAACACCCACAGGCGUCGGCUUUCCAAAGCAGCGGCGGGCCUCCCACUCCCUGACCCGCUAUGAGAGUGGAAACAAACGCCCGGCAUACUGCUACUACCAACUAGAGAUAACUUACAAUUAACGUCCAUUUUCUUUUCCCCUGAACAAGAAAAUGCGCAACAAGCUUGUGAAAGCGAGGCCGAAUUCCACAACUGCAAAGGCAUUGGGUUUUUUUAACAUACAUCAGGAUCGUGGUGACGGUGACGAACGCAAAACCUCCCCUUCAUCAUCUACGCGAAAUUCCGUCGACGCACCGCUAUCUUCCCCACGAACAGCAACCACAGUACCAGCCCCGAAUCAACAAGCACAAGCCGCCAUCACCUCUCCACCUACUUCACCCAGCCCAACAAGCCGCACCAGAUCCCCGCUGCCACCACCGCAAUCCUCUUCAAGCAAUAAUAACAGGGCCGCGAGGCAACAGCAGGAAGACCCGCGCCCCUCGUUCCGAGCGACUCUUACCCCGGCGUCGGAAGCCACAAUCAACUCUGCCAUGACACGAACGGCUGCAGGAUCAACAGCACCAAGUACAAACGGAGUAAACAGCAAGGCAGGGCCACCAGCGCCGUCGCCCUCGGCGGCCGUAACAACAUCCUCUUCCUCCCUCUCCCCAAGCCGCAUGAAUUCCACCAUCCGCGCGGUACCAAGUUUUGAUCGUUCCUCCGCCGAAGACUCGAGCAGCGACGGCACAAACGCGACAACGUCGAGGAACUCUGCGCUUUCGAGCUCGAUCAACAGCACGGCGAGCAUGUCUUCUUCCGAGUCGGCGGCGAACCUGACGCCCAAAAGCGGUGGGCUCCACAAGAUUCCGUCGGUGGGAAGGCUGCGACCUGGCCCAUCGGGGGCUUCGAUUGGCGAGAAUAAUUAUAGUAACAGUGAUCAGAACAGCACGCCAGGGAUGGGAACGCUGCGGUCAUUUCCUAGCAUGGGUGACAUUCCGCAGCGGGGGAGCAGUAUUAGCGCUACUGGUUACCCCUCGGCGGCUGACAACCCCGGCCCCAACGGUGGAGGAAGCCCGACUCCUAAUGAGAUGUCGCUUGCUGCUGGGGAGGCGCAUCUCUCGGGGGGGUGGGACAACUCGGUGGGCAAGGCUGGGUUGGGGAAGACGGGGAGGGUGAUCAACCGGUUGGUGUCGGACAACGAGUCGUUGAAGAGGGACAUCAAGAUUGAGAGGUUGAGGGCGGAGGAGGCGAGGCAGCAGGCGCAACUGCUGAAGGACCAGCUGGACAGGACGACGCGGGAGCACGAGAGCCAGAUGCUGGAUGUCAAUGUCACCAAGACUUUGCUGGCGCGUAAGGAGCGGCAGGUGGAGGCGCUGCAGCAGACGGUGGAGCUGGAGCGGACGAGGGCUGUGUCGGCGACGGACAGGGAGAGGAUCUGGAAGGAGGAGCUGGAGAAGGUCAAGGCCGAGUGCAAACGGCAGGUGGAGGAGGCGAACAAUCAGGUUUUGCUGACGGACGGGCGGUAUAACGCGCUUGCGAGCCACUGGGGCGGGGAGGGGGAGAGGUACAGGAAAAGGACGGACAAGAUGAGGAAGGAGUUUGAGGAGCUGAGCGAGAAGAGGAGGGAGGAUGACGAGAAGAUUAGGAGGCACGAGCAGAUGAUUGAUCAGAUGUAUGUGGAGAUUGAUGAUUUGGAGAAGCAGAACAGGGCGCUGUGGGAGAUGUUUGAGCGGUACAAGAAGGAGAAGGACGAGAGCUUGAGGGGGAUGACGGAGGAUAAUUUGAGGCAGGCAGAGGAGCUGCAGAGGACGAUUGAGGAGGCGAAGGAGGCGAGGGAUAAGUUGAGGUGGGCGUUGAAUGUGAAGGAGAAUGUCAAGGGGGCGAAAUAA
Messenger RNA from Podospora bellae-mahoneyi, 2089 nucleotides. RefSeq names its product mother-specific HO expression (gene SHE3). The record is from RefSeq and is a predicted model, not a curated record. Bases 374 to 2089 code for a protein of 571 amino acids. The transcript has 2 exons. NCBI's taxonomy places the organism in Eukaryota, Fungi, Ascomycota, Sordariomycetes, Sordariales, Podosporaceae.